AUAACAUAACCUUGCAAAUCUUAGUUUUGAUUAAUAUUUAGUGUUAAAAUAAUAAUUUAAAUGCUAAUAAAAUGUUCUCAUCGAAGAACCAUAGUAUUGUAAGUCACCUGGUUAGAUUUUCAUCAUCGUUUCCAGAAUUUGUAAAUAGAAAUCCAAGGAAUCUAGAAAAACUUCGAAUAGCCCGCAAACCAGAUGGUUACCAUUUAGAAAAACCUGGACGCAAAUACUGGCACAAGUUAGUAUUGACAAGGAGUAACAGGACAGUUACAGCACAAGUUAUUCAUUUUAUGAAUGGGCCUAUUGUUGAGGCGAAGACCUCUGAAUGGGCCUUAAGGAAACAACUGUACAGUAUCACAGACACAUCUGCAUACUUAAAUUUAGGCAGAGUUUUUGCACAAAGAUGUUUGGAAUCUGGCAUCACCGAAAUGUAUUGUGAUAUAAAUCCUGCUAAAGGUGGAAAAGUUGAAAAGUUUUUGAAUGAAGUAGUUCAUGGUGGUGUUAAACUGGAGGAGCCUGAUGUGUAUAAGAAACCUAAUCCUUGGGAUAUGCACAGACCAGAAAAACCAUGGGAAGUGACUGAGGAAUAAGUAGCCAUAAAGCCAUAUCUGUAUGUUUUAGUUUUGCAAUAAAUUAUAUGUA
Papilio machaon (common yellow swallowtail) is the source of this 639-nucleotide messenger RNA. It is a transcript of the gene mRpL18, whose product is annotated as 39S ribosomal protein L18, mitochondrial. The coding region runs from base 72 to 587 and encodes 171 amino acids. Gene Ontology annotation, molecular function: structural constituent of ribosome; 5S rRNA binding. The transcript is spliced from 2 exons. Gene Ontology annotation, biological process: translation. Gene Ontology annotation, cellular component: mitochondrion; ribosome. NCBI's taxonomy places the organism in Eukaryota, Metazoa, Arthropoda, Insecta, Lepidoptera, Papilionidae. The record is from RefSeq and is a predicted model, not a curated record.